AUGACCAUAUCCGACGACAACAUAGCACAUCAUAACAGCCAACCUAGCGAACAACCUACCACAUCACAACAUCAGACCAUAUCAUCAAAAAUCCAACAUCAACCACAACAUCAAACAUCACCAACCGCCCAUCAGCAACAGCCAACAUCACCCAACGAACAGCAGCAACCAUCAACAUCAUCCAUCCAACAGCAACCACGAUCAUCACCUACCGAACAGCAGCAACAAUCAUCACCUAUCCAACAACAACAACCUUCGUCAUCAAACAUCCAACAGCCACAGCACCACGUAAACAACGAAUCAGCAUCCAUGAAAACAGCAACCGACCAGUCACAAUCCGGAACAUCCACUAAUCUCUGCUACCGCACUCUUACCUACAUUCCAUCACUAUCCACUAGAAUCAUCAGGGACCUGAAAAAGGAUUUCAAAAACAUUAAAAUUGCCCAGAAAACCGUCAACAAUAUCGGAAAAUUAUAUCCGAUUGUUAAAGACCCCAUAUUGCCAGCUCAACAGUCCAACAUAGUCUACAGCAGUGAUGCCACAUUUCUAUCGUUCAAAACUAGCUGA
Molecule: messenger RNA, 567 nt
Organism: Uranotaenia lowii
Lineage: Eukaryota; Metazoa; Arthropoda; Insecta; Diptera; Culicidae
Exons: 2
Coding region: 1-567 (188 amino acids)
Source: RefSeq, a predicted model, not a curated record